Messenger RNA from Aspergillus pseudonomiae, 483 nucleotides. RefSeq lists its product as uncharacterized. The record is from RefSeq and is a predicted model, not a curated record. The transcript has 3 exons. The coding region runs from base 1 to 483 and encodes 160 amino acids. Lineage: Eukaryota; Fungi; Ascomycota; Eurotiomycetes; Eurotiales; Aspergillaceae.
AUGACUUCCAAUAGGACAACACCACAGCUGCACAAAUCUGAUGAACUGCUAAAAGCCGACGAGACACUGAUCACAUUAUUCGGCCAGGUUAUCGAUAUAUUUGCUUCAGACGUCAACGGUGACCUUUGUCGUAUACCAGUUCAAAGAAGCAUCCAACAACUGUGUGAAAAAGCCCCGGAAACAGCGCAGAGUAUUGCUGCAAUAAUCCAGGAUGGGAUUGCCAAUUCCCGGGGACGCAAGCGCAAGCAUGCCGAAGAUCCUUCGUAUCGCCCACCCAAGCCAAAGAGACAGAGAGCCAGCUCCCUAGCCAGCAUAUCCGAGGGUAACCCAAAUCUCAACGAAACUCCUGGAAUCCAGACCAAAACACGUAGCGAGCCCUCGUCGAAGCCUUCGCCGCUACCUAGUAGCUAUCCACCCAAGGAAGGCGGCCGCAGUGACGAAGAGAAAGGUACAAAGCAUCGCUUCCGCAUCAAGCCAAUCUGA